AUGACUGAUUUCACUCCCUCCCUCUUGCCGCCACACAACAAUCGGGCUUCCAAAACUACACCAGAGAAAAAACCUCGGCCUGCAACACUUGAUUGGGAACAAUUGGGAACCCCGUCCGAGAACGCUAACGCCAUGGAUCCAAACCAACGGAUCGGCAAGACUUCUGAUACCACAGCUUCUGAAGAUACUGUCCUGGAUAAUAACAUAAUAUUUGCUGCAAUGGUCUCCGAUGCUGCUCCCAACUCGGCUCCCCCAACUCUUGGUGUCACCGGGGACCAGACUUUCACCGGAUUUUCUCAUGCGCAUGCCUCCACAACUGCUCCCCAGAAUUCUACCACAACGACUUUGCAGACACCUUCCAGGGCUGCGCGCAAGAUUACAUCUCAAGCUGCGCCUACAACUGCACGUGAUCGCAAGGCCUCUUUCGUUUCCUCGAACUCUGACCUCCUCACCGAUGACGAGUCAUCAUACUCUCAAUCUCGACUACAGUCUCCCACUCCGUCUAUGUCCCAGUCUUCACAUUUUGGAUCCCAGCAUGAUUCGGACUAUGAUCCUGAAGAUUACCGCGUUUACCCUGAAGCUGGCCAGGGCUUCCAGGUGCCGUCGACCCCAAGCGAUCUUGACAUCAUGGCUGAGGAUGAGAAUUGCCUUACCUUUAGUCACUCUAUCCGAGGCGCCGCUAAGGAGGCUCGGAACCGGAAGCCUCAUUCGGCGUUGGGUCAUCGCAAGCAGUGA
Messenger RNA from Penicillium digitatum Pd1, 735 nucleotides. Its product is annotated as phf1/phf2 family PHD finger domain-containing protein. Lineage: Eukaryota; Fungi; Ascomycota; Eurotiomycetes; Eurotiales; Aspergillaceae. Gene Ontology annotation, biological process: regulation of DNA-templated transcription; chromatin organization. The record is from RefSeq and is a predicted model, not a curated record. Gene Ontology annotation, cellular component: nucleus. Gene Ontology annotation, molecular function: DNA binding; chromatin binding.